AAUGGCCGAUCUUAAGCAAAUCACCCUUAAGGAAAUUGCCGAGCACAACACAAACAAAUCAGCAUGGCUUGUAAUUGGAAACAAGGUGUUUGAUGUGACCAAGUUCUUGGACGAGCAUCCGGGAGGUUGCGAGGUCCUUCUUGAGCAGGCUGGAAGUGAUGGAACUGAGGCAUUCGAGGAUGUUGGGCACUCCACUGACGCUAGGCAUAUGAAGGACGAGUAUUUGAUCGGAGAAGUCGUUGCAUCUGAGAGAAAAACCUACUCGUAUGACAAGAAGCAAUGGAAGUCUACCACCGAACAGGAUAACAAGCAGAGAGGAGGAGAGUCAAUGCAAACCGACAACAUUGUUUACUUCGCCCUUCUUGCUGUCAUUGUUGCUCUUGUUUAUUAUCUUAUCGCUGCGUAAUCACUGUUGAUCCACUAUUUUCGCCAUGAUUUUGAAAACUGGGGCAUUAUCUUACUUAAAAAAAACUGAUUUUUUUUUCAUUGUUAUCCAAUAAAUGUCAUUUUGUGAUUUUAUUAUCGAAAAUAAAUACAUCACUGUGAUUAACAUAUGUACACUG
Molecule: messenger RNA, 563 nt
Organism: Caenorhabditis elegans
Lineage: Eukaryota; Metazoa; Nematoda; Chromadorea; Rhabditida; Rhabditidae
Gene: cytb-5.1
Product: Cytochrome b5
Exons: 4
Coding region: 2-406 (134 amino acids)
Cellular component (GO): endoplasmic reticulum membrane
Molecular function (GO): heme binding
Source: RefSeq, marked reviewed